AUGUCUAGUGCUCUCCAAGCGGUGCCCCAUCACCCAACGCCAACAUCAGCAGCAUCACCGCAGUUCAAUCGACAAUACCCGCCGGCCCAUCCAUUUCCGACGCGGGACAGUCCCGGCUAUCAUGCAAACCAAGAGGCCUCGGGGUCAUCAUCGUUAACAUCUCCUCCUUCGCGAGGCUAUUCUCACGGCUCCAACGCCGGAAACGACGGGGCGUACCCCGACCCGACCGCUCCAAUGAGUUCCCGCACCGCUGUUGCGUCGCCCGUGUCGCCGUUCCCCACGGCGUCGGGCACGGAUUCCCCCGACCUGCACACAGAACGAAGGCGAAAUAUGCCCACCGCUGUCCCACCGCGUACUUCAAGUUCUCGGCGCACUCAACAACAACAGCCACCUCAGCAACAAUCACAAUCGCAGCCACAGACUCAGCCACAGAUGCAGCAGUACCAACAACACCCCGACCGCUCCAAUGAUCCGUCCCGCCGAACCCACGCCGAUUCUGGUCGCGAUGCGAACGGCAGGAUAGACUCGUCGUCCGACCCGAAUUCUCGAAGCCGGCGGUCAAACCAAGCACCCCAGGACCCGUAUGGGGUGAACGGCGCCCGCGACCCCCGCGGAAAUCCGUCAGCCGCCGCUCCUGCCCGCUCACCGCCUUCGAAUUCGCACUCCGCCAACGGACCCUCGAGAGAGGCUAGCGAAAUCCUUAACAGCGUAUUGAUAUCCCAACCCGAAGUCGACAUUGAACGCGAGCGAGAGCGUUUGGCCCUGGCCCAACCCCACCAGCCCGUCGAACUACGAGACGGCGAUGGUGCCGCUUCACCCCCGGUGGUGGCUAUGGCAGACCCGACGGAAGAGACAAGGCGUGGCGGUAGGAGCCGACACGACCACUCGAAGCGGGAAAAGCAGACCAAGUUCGGCGAGUUCAUCCUGGGCAACACCAUUGGCGAGGGCGAGUUUGGAAAAGUCAAACUUGGCUGGAAACAAGAAGGCGGCGUGCAGGUCGCCAUUAAACUUAUCAAAAAGGAUCAGUUGGGCGGCAACCCAUCCCGCAUGGCCAAAAUUAUGCGUGAGGUGGCCAUCCUGAAACAACUCACCCAUCCCAACAUUGUACGGCUGCACAAGAUGGAAGAAUCGGAUAGACACUACGGCAUCGUCCUUGAGUACGCCUCUGGAGGCGAGCUGUUCGACUACAUCCUGAAUCACCGAUACCUCAAAGAUAACGCCGCGCGCCGGCUAUUUGCCCAGCUCGUCUCCGGUGUCGGGUAUCUCCACAAGAAGGGCAUUGUGCACCGCGAUCUGAAGUUGGAGAACCUACUGCUUGACAGGAACCGCAACAUUAUCAUCACUGAUUUCGGCUUUGCCAACACAUUCGAUCCGCAUGAGGACCUGACGGAAGAGGAAGAGUUGAACCUCACGGAUCGCGAGUUUGUCAAACGCAUGGGCCUGGACAGGGUAAAGCCCAACGGCUCACGCAAGGGCGACCUGAUGCAGACCAGCUGUGGCAGCCCUUGUUACGCAGCACCCGAGUUGGUAGUUAGCGACUCCCUGUACACGGGGAGAAAGGUUGAUGUUUGGAGCUGUGGCGUCAUUUUGUACGCGAUGCUUGCGGGUUAUCUGCCUUUCGACGACGACCCGGCUAACCCCGAAGGAGACAACAUCAACCUCCUGUACAAGUACAUUGUCAACACCCCACUCACGUUCCCCGAAUACGUCACCCCACAUGCGCGCGACUUGCUGCGCAGGAUCCUCGUUCCGAACCCGCGCAAGCGAGCCGAUCUAUUCGAGGUCGCGCGCCACAGUUGGCUUAACGAGUACGCCCAUGUUGUCGAAUUCAUCACCUCGAGUACCACCAGCCCUAGGGAUAUCCAGAACACGACGGUGCCGGCGGAAGACGAGGAGAACCCCACCCUGGGUCGGAGCUCGUCCGUGCGGGAGGCGUCCAAGAAGACGGCUGUGUCUCCCACGAUUGGCGGUCUCGUCAGCAAGCAGGGCACUAUUGAUGCUGACGCAGAGGCUGCGACGAAUGCCAAGCAGCAGAGGGAUAACAAGCGUCGCACUGUACAAGUCGAGUAUGUUGCACCGAACACGACGACACAGCGCGGUGAGGCGUCGGGCACACAGCCUUCCGGCAGCCGCACAGGUACCCGCUCGGGUAACCAAGGAGCCGUGGAUGCGGCAGAGGCUGGUUCGUCGUCAGGGAGGGAGCGGCCCGUACCGCAAGCCCAGCCGGCUGCGUCCGAGGCCUAUGCCAAAGCUCCUGUCGCUCAGAGGAAACCACCAAGCGCCCAUCGCAACCCGAACUCUUCCGCCGCGCGCAGUAGCCGUGAGGCACCCUUUAAUUCGUCUGUUACCAGUACCUCUUCCGCCCGACCCGGCACCGGGGGUUCCAUACAAUCUGCAGCCUCGCGGAACCCUGGAGCCAACACGAAGCCUUCCUACGGCCAACCGGCGCCGCCUGAGAUUGCAGAUACGAACGCGCAUGGGAGGAUCCAGCAGCCCCCCAGGACCGCAAGCAGUUACGGUAUUCCUAGCUCGGCGACGCAGCCCCAGGUGCAAGAUUAUGGGCGCAGCAGCAUAAGCACGGCGCCCAAACUUGCUGGGCUCUCUGGCUUUACCCCUGAGGCAGGCGGGGCCGGCGCGAGCGGUGUGCCGGGAGGGGACGCGAAGGGACACAAACGCUCGAGCACGAUGGGCGAUCUUGGUGGUAGGCUUUUUGGGCGGAGUGGGUCGUUGUUUGGCGGUAAGAACCGCAAACGACCGGACCCGCAGUCGACCGCAGAGAAGGGGAAGAAGUAUCCGCCUAUUAGCAUGAACAACUCCCUAUCUGGGGCCGAUGAGGGCCGGGCAUCGGUAGACUCGAAGCGCUCACGGCGGUCUUUCUCGAUCGGCCUGGGCAAGAAGACGUCCGGGAGCAUCACGGGUGGCUCGCAAAAAUCACAGGAGAAGAAUGCCAGACGAUUUUCGUUUAUCCCGGCAUCUUUCUCGCUCAAGGCCAUCGGUAUCGGCAAGGAGGACCCUCGGCUCGACUCGCAGCAAGAUUUACCCAUCCAGGAACCGCCAACCUCCGAGGAAUACCGACGUUACGUGGAACAAAAUGUGGACCAAAACGUCGAGGAGGCGCGUGAGCAACAGGUUGAUGCGUCCACUUUGGACGGAAUGUACGCUCAGCUCCACGACCACCACCAGCAGCAGCCGCAGCCGACGACGGAUCCCUAUGGACGCCAUCCCGAAUAUUCCUCCAACGGAUAUGGACACCCAUCAUCAAGUCAGGGCUUCAUGCCUGCCCCGAUCCUCGGCGGUGCCGACUCGGACGCCUCCGUGGACAAUGUCCGCCGCCCCGCCGGCUCGGCCCCACAACUCCCGCAACUUGCCCACCAGGAUGACGGAGGAUACGACGCACGUAGGGUGAUCGGCCCCGGAUCUGGCCCAGCUCCCACGUCCAUUCCCAGUCCCGGCAGCAAGUCUGGUCGGGGAGUGUUGCAAAAGAACAAGCGGUUUGUCGAUGCAUGGGACACCGACUCGUACUCACGUGGUCACGAUCACUCUGGGAGUAGCGGUCCCGCGAGAAAGGUUAUGGACUUCUUCCGGAGGAGAAGCAAGGCCAGAGGCACGGAGGCGGGGUAA
Messenger RNA from Dichotomopilus funicola, 3621 nucleotides. RefSeq lists its product as uncharacterized. Gene Ontology annotation, biological process: protein phosphorylation; intracellular signal transduction. The transcript has 3 exons. Gene Ontology annotation, molecular function: protein serine/threonine kinase activity; ATP binding. The coding region runs from base 1 to 3621 and encodes 1206 amino acids. Lineage: Eukaryota; Fungi; Ascomycota; Sordariomycetes; Sordariales; Chaetomiaceae. The record is from RefSeq and is a predicted model, not a curated record. Gene Ontology annotation, cellular component: cytoplasm.